Gavialis gangeticus (Gharial) is the source of this 1566-nucleotide messenger RNA. RefSeq names its product cyclin A1 (gene CCNA1). Gene Ontology annotation, cellular component: cyclin A2-CDK2 complex; cytoplasm; nucleus. The coding region runs from base 76 to 1359 and encodes 427 amino acids. Gene Ontology annotation, molecular function: cyclin-dependent protein serine/threonine kinase regulator activity. The transcript has 10 exons. The record is from RefSeq and is a predicted model, not a curated record. NCBI's taxonomy places the organism in Eukaryota, Metazoa, Chordata, Crocodylia, Gavialidae. Gene Ontology annotation, biological process: regulation of cyclin-dependent protein serine/threonine kinase activity; mitotic cell cycle phase transition.
AGAUCCCAGGUGUUCAUCUUCCCCUACUAAUCCCAGCUGCUGGAGAUCAAGCUCUCUGCUACUGACUUGGAGGCCAUGCGGCGCAGCGAGGACAAGGGUGGGGUCUCCCAAGCGGGGAACCAGGAGCCCCACCAGGCUGCGGUUCCUUCCAGCCAGCCUGCCCUGCAGAGGGCCGUGCUUGGGUUGCUGACCGAGAAUGGACAGUGCCUUCGAGCCUGUGGCCAGGGCACUACCAUUAUCAGACACUUCUUGGGCUCCGAAAAUGCCUUCCCUGCAGCUGGAAAAAACACACGACCGAGCUGCAUGGUUAAUGCAACAUCAAAGCAAGGGUUUGCUAUUUACAUAGAUGAACCAGAGCAGAAAGAAAGAUACAAGUGCACAGUUGUAGAAGAAGUGGAACCUAGUCUGUGUGAAGUGGCUUCUAAUACAGUGAAAUCCAGUAUUCAUCUGCUAGUGAAUUUGAGCACAGGUUCUCCCAUGGUGCUGGAUACAUCAUUCCAGAAUCAGUCUGAAGAUCAGCUGGAUACUUCAUUCCAGUCACAACAUGAAGAUCAGGUGGAUAACAACACGGAUGUAAUGAAUGUUGGAGAAUAUGCAGAAGAUAUUCAUCAGUACCUCAGAGAAGCUGAAGUAAGAUACAGACCUAAACCAUGCUAUAUGAGGAAGCAACCAGAUAUCACAGCAGGGAUGCGUGCAAUUUUGGUCGACUGGCUGGUAGAAGUUGGGGAAGAGUACAAACUUCGUACUGAAACACUGUAUUUGGCUGUAAACUUUCUGGACAGGUUUCUUUCUUGCAUGUCUGUCCUUAGAGGAAAGCUGCAGCUUGUAGGAACAGCAGCAGUUCUUCUGGCAGCGAAAUACGAAGAGAUCUACCCACCAGAGGUAGAUGAAUUUGUAUAUAUAACAGAUGAUACUUACACAAAGAGGCAGCUGCUAAGAAUGGAACACCUACUUCUCAAAGUACUGGCUUUUGACUUGACUGUACCAACUAUAAACCAAUUUCUCCUUCAGUAUUUACAGAGACAUGGAGUUUGUAUUAAGACUGAAAACUUUGCCAGGUAUGUUGCAGAGCUGAGUCUCCUGGAAAUUGACCCAUUCCUAAAGUACCUUCCCUCACAAACGGCUGCAGCAGCUUAUUGUUUAGCAAACUAUACUGUCAACAGGCAUCUGUGGCCAGAAACACUUGCUGCAUUCACUGGGUAUUCUCUGAGUGAGAUAGUGCCUUGCUUGAGUGACCUACACAAGGCAUGCCUGGAUGCCCCCCAUCAACAACAGCAAGCAAUCAGGGAGAAAUACAAGCUGUCAAAGUACAUGCAUGUAUCCCUCCUGGAGCCACCAGCAGUUCUUCCUCUUCAGUAAGGGCUAAUGUACCAGCAGGCUGACUAAAACCCUUGCCUCCUGACCAAUGACAUUGGUCUUAGAUUUUAUAGGGCACUGCAGGUCAUGUGUCAGUAACCAUGGUGUAUCUUAACUAGCACUUUUUACUAUUUAAUUCUUUCAAAGACUUCAGAGUCAUUUUAAUGUAACUGAAAGCACUUUUAAUAAAUACCUUACCGUGUAAUUGGA